AUGCUUCCAUCCAUCCAUCCAUCCAUCCAUCCAUCCAUCCAUCCAUCCUUCCAAACUUCCAUCCAUCCCACCAUCCUUCUAUCCAUCCAUCCAUCCAUCCAUCCAACCCUCCAUCUAUCAUUCCAUCCAUCCAUCCAUCCUUCCAAACUUCCAUCCAUCCCACCAUCCAUCUAUCCAUCCAUCCAACACUCCAUCUAUCAUUCCAUCCAUCCAUCCUUCCAAACUUCCAUCCAUCCCACCAUCCUUCUAUCCAUCCAUCCAACCCUCCAUCUAUCACUCCAUCCAUCCAUCCUUCCAAACUUCCAUCCAUUCUAUCAUCCUUCUAUCCAUCCAUCCAACCCUCCAUCUAUCAUUCCAUCCAUCCAUCCUUCCAAACUUCCAUCCAUCCCACCAUCCUUCUAUCCAUCCAUCCAACCCUCCAUCUAUCAUUCCAUCCAUCCAUCCUUCCAAACUUCCAUCCAUUCUAUCAUCCUUCUAUCCAUCCAUCCAACCCUCCAUCUAUCAUUCCAUCCAUCCAUCCUUCCAAACUUCCAUCCAUCCCACCAUCCAUCUAUCCAUCCAUCCAACCCUCCAUCUAUCAUUCCAUCCAUCCAUCCUUCCAAACUUCCAUCCAUCCCACCAUCCAUCUAUCCAUCCAUCCAACCCUCCAUCUAUCAUUCCAUCCAUCCAUCCAUCCUUCCAAACUUCCAUCCAUCCCACCAUCCUUCUAUCCAUCCAUCCAACCCUCCAUCUAUCAUUCCAUCCAUCCAUCCUUCCAAACUUCCAUCCAUCCCACUAUCCUUCUAUCCAUCCAUCCAACACUCCAUCUAUCAUUCCAUCCAUCCAUCCUUCCAAAUUUCCAUCCAUCCCACCAUCCUUCUAUCCAUCCAUCCAACCCUCCAUCUAUCAUUCCAUCCAUCCAUCCAUCCUUCCAAACUUCCAUCCAUCCCACCAUCCUUCUAUCCAUCCAUCCAACCCUCCAUCUAUCAUUCCAUCCAUCCAUCCUUCCAAACUUCCAUCCAUCCAUCCCACCAUCCAUCUAUCCAUCCAUCCAACCCUCCAUCUAUCAUUCCAUUAAUCCAUCCUUCCAAACUUCCAUCCAUCCCACUAUCCUUCUAUCCAUCCAUCCAACCCUCCAUCUAUCAUUCCAUCCAUCCAUCCUUCCAAACUUCCAUCCAUCCCACCAUCCAUCUAUCCAUCCAUCCAACCCUCCAUCUAUCAUUCCAUUCAUCCAUCCUUCCAAACUUCCAUCCAUCCCACCAUCCAUCUAUCCAUCCAUCCAACCCUCCAUCCAUCAUUCCAUACAUCCAUCCUUCCAACCUUCCAUCCAUCCCACCAUCCAUCUAUCCAUCCAUCCAACCCUCCAUCUAUCAUUCCAUUCAUCCAUCCUUCCAAACUUCCAUCCAUCCCACCAUCCUUCUAUCCAUCCAUCCAUCCAACCCUCCAUCUAUCAUUCCAUCCAUCCAUCCUUCCAACCAUCCAUCCCUACUUCCAUCCAUCCAUCCAUCCAUCCAUCCUUCCAAGCAUCAAACCAUCAUUCCUUCCAUCACUCCUUUCAUCCAUUCAUCCUUUCAACCUUCCAUCCAUCCAUACAUCCUUCCAUCCAUCUAUUCACACAUCCAUUCUUUCAUCUGUCGUUCAAUCUAUCCAUCUUUCUAA
Messenger RNA from Acanthosepion pharaonis, 1638 nucleotides. Lineage: Eukaryota; Metazoa; Mollusca; Cephalopoda; Sepiida; Sepiidae. The record is from the annotation of a GenBank genome assembly.